Molecule: messenger RNA, 11058 nt
Organism: Varroa destructor (honeybee mite)
Lineage: Eukaryota; Metazoa; Arthropoda; Arachnida; Mesostigmata; Varroidae
Product: NFX1-type zinc finger-containing protein 1-like
Biological process (GO): regulatory ncRNA-mediated heterochromatin formation
Cellular component (GO): nucleus; nuclear RNA-directed RNA polymerase complex
Molecular function (GO): zinc ion binding; helicase activity
Source: RefSeq, a predicted model, not a curated record
GCUGCCGUGCGUUAUUACGUGGCUUAUUCUCGCAGUGGCCCUAUAUCGUACGGCUGAUAAUGAGUGAAAGGGGAGAAGCUGUCCGCUGCAUGCUAAACGCCGUGCAGCGCGUAUAACCACAAACGGAUAUGUGCUUACAUGACGCAAAGACGGUGUUUGUUAGCCAGUAGCUAACGAGAAAAGGCAGUCGAUUUUAUUUUGACCGAAGCUUUUGUUAACGAUAGGUAAGUAUUGCAAUACGGGCGCUAUGCUCUCUAUGGAUAAGUCGACAGUUAAUUUCGUUCCUGGAUACAAUUUAUGAUUUGUAAAAGCUUGCGAAUUAGGAGAUGGCAAGAUUGGGAGUUAUUUUGCCUUAAUAAUGAUCGUUUAUCUGUUGUCUUGAAUUUUAGUCCCAUCUAGUUAGUGGAGAUCUUAUAGCAAUGGCACAUUUAGUUGUAAAAAAAAAAAACAAUUUCAAGAAUAAAAUCAUUAGAUAAUGGGUUUUCUUUGCUUGGUUCAGCAAUUUUUCAUUUCGUUACUGCUGCUGUCGUCCUGUUAGAUCUGACAACAAGAGCAACCAGUUUCUUACAGCUGACUUUCGGCAAGUGAUCAGCAACGUUGAAGAUUUUAAAUUACAAUUAUGUUUUUGUUUUGCUAAAUAUCGUACAUGUGUAUUCCUUUGCUUUACUCAAAAAUAGAAAAUAGGCGUAAGGAUAUUUACAGCAAGUUUAAAUAGUGACCGUUGAGGCCUUGCGGGGGAAACCAGUGCGGUCUGUCUGAACUGAGUCGAAAGUUGUGCCGGGCUGAAAAAUUCGUAUCGAGAAUUCGGAUCGGAUAAAGGUGCGUAUUUGCGUUUACCUCUUGUAUAUACAUGAUAGACAGAAGAUGCAAGAUGGCGGCGUUUAUGGCACAUUUGGUUAGACUGAACCCGUUUUGCAUGCGUCAAGGAUAAAAUCAUGAGGCAGGUGCAUUCUUCUAUAUGCUAACUAGAACGAAUUGGACAUAUUCAUAAUAUUAGGGUAACUGUGUCGCUCAAACCCAUAGCCGAUAAAGCCAGGAGAAAGGCGGAUAGAGAGAUCACUUACUGUGAGUGGCAUGCUUUGAAGGCAUCUUCUAAUUGCAUCUGAUAUAUACUAUUGACUUUUGGUAGCAACGAAGCUCGAUGUGACCUUCCCUUGUUCAGAUAUAGAUUCCACCGAAAUAGCAAUUUUGCGCUAUACUAGCAACAAAUAUAUAUAGCUUAAUAAGGAAAUCUUAAGACUAAAAUUACACCGGACCAUUAUCAUUAGCGCUACCUACUUGUAUCUAACAUCAACAUCGAGUGACCAAGUCACUGGCAAAUAGUUUUGUAAUUUCGAUGGGUUGUCAACAUGAGUUGUCAAUUAGAAACUCUGAGCCGCGCCAGUGGCUUCAUUGGUUAUUCGUGUUGUGGCCAGCAAUUAGUCCUGCUAAGGAUAUAUGAUCAUUGACUGCUCUCACGAGCUAAAACUUUGUAAAUGGGAACGGUUGACAACAAAAUGGCUCAAACUGGAACAGCUGGCCAUAUCAACAAGGUUUAGAACUGCAUUAGUUUUACUUAAUGCCGCUGGUCUCGCUAGACGGCGUGGCCAACUCCAGGUCGUGACGUGGGAAGCUUAAAUGGAUCUUUAUAAUGUAGACAAGAGGCCUUUUGGUGUUCGCCGUUACCGACGGGUUAAUUCUAUCACUCAAAAAGAGUCGGCUAUUGACCGCUUUUUUAGGGCUGUAAGUAAAUUGAGUCGACCUUUGGCUGACUUGUAAAGUUCAUUCAAUUCCGUUUUCGGGACCUCAGCACGUUUUUUUUAAAAUUAUUUUAUCUAUUCUUUUUUUUUCCUUUUUCUUCUUUAUAAAUAUUUAGAUAUGAUGUAUCAAUUCUGUUUCCGGAAAGUUACUAGGAUUCAAGGAUUUUAGGCUCUCACAUAGCAUUAGCUUGCUGCCUCAACAUGACGCGGUGUGCGCGACGUUGUCGUGACAUGCCUUUGAUUUCUCCGGGACGUACGUGAAUCGAGUUGGCUUGCAGCUAAUAGAGUCAGCUAACCUACUGACUCCAUUCCUGGGUCGUUGUCGAGACCUAAAGAUCGACCAAAAUCAGGGGGAUGUGCUUGGGGCGAGUCUACCUUCCACUGAAUGAACGUCGCUGUUACCAAGUCGGCCAGCCCACUACGGCGUCACCAGUUUUCACAGUCAAUAUUUUUUCAGGUUCUCAAAUUUUUUUAGUAAGGCAUAUUAACGUACGAUGCAAAUAAUAAAGAUUGAUUUUGUUUCCGAAACGUCUUCAACAGCUUAAGGUUUUUUUUCUUUUCCAUAUAGUAGAUUGUUGUACAGAUUAGUGAAUGAGGAUGCAAAUGUGAUACUUUGAUAUUUUUUAUUAAUGGACUGAUGAGACGGCACUAAAGCUUACCAAUUUGUUUAAAACAUUUUUCGAAUAUAUGUUUUUCUUAAUAUUUGCAGUUUUCCUCUGAAAGUAGGUUAGGUAUUUUGCAUAAGGACUAGAAUUACGCUUUGCUAUUUUCGUUUAUUUUUAUUUUAAAUAUGUUAGAAAAUUAUGUCAGAAUGCAUUCUCACCUUCCAUUCUCACAUUGAUUAAACAAACAUACCGUGUUUUUUAUUAUUUGUUCAUAUAAUAUCAAUUAAGAUUCAUGUACUAAUCUAAGUAUGGAAGGAAGAUACAUUGCUUGUUCACUCAGUUGUCGACAUCUACCCAUUGACGUGAAGGAAAAGUGCAAAGAACACUUCCAUAGGAAAAAUCGAAGAGAUUUUUUUCCAUAUUGAAACAUUUGGAAAAAGGUGUUCAAUACGAGUCAACAUGUCCGUCACGCUAGCCGUUACAACUUCCCAAUGAAUCUUAGAAGCGUAGUCAAACAAAUACUUAAGGGUGGUUCGAAACACAUUUUCAUCACGAUUAGCACUCGCAAGAAAGUAGAUCCCAUAUCCGGUUUUUCUUCUAUUUACUUUUCAUGCACUGUAUUUUAAAUCAGCCCGUUGGCAUAUCUUCCACCGAACAUUUCGGCAUUUCUCGUCAAAUAUAAAUUGACGAUAAUCUAUGUAAAGGUUUUUCUUAGCUUAUUUUCUUCUUACAGAAUGGCUAACACAUAUCAGAUUAACUCUUUUACAUUUCGCAGAGUAAAAUAUUCAUUUUCGUUGCUAUAAAGAUGUGUGAAUCCUUUUAGACUCAGGUCGUUGCAAAGAAAACCUCUCUACAUAGAGUACCAUCUUGAGUUUUUCUAGAAAUCAAUAGCAAGGUAGGCAUCCUGUAUAGUAUUUCGAUCGGCCUUGUCCGAUGAACCGACCUAUCCUACAUGAAUUUCAACAGAGCUUCAUUAACGUUCGCUAGAAGACGACUACAUUCGAUUUUUCACCGCAAACUAUCAAAUUUCGUAUGUGCGUAUAAUUUGACGCAGUCCGUUGAAAUCUAUCGAUUGAUGCGAGAAAAAUCUCUUACAUGGAACAUCACUUAUACUUCGACUCAGCUAGAUGCCCCCCCUUACAUAGACCUCUGUACGUAUAUAUUCAGCUGUUAUUCUGAGCGGGAAAAAAAUUUCAAGAAGCCUGCUGAACUGUAGUCAAUCUAAGCUUCUAUAAUCUAUUGACAGACGUGUAUGAAACAUGCCGAACUGAAACACUCGAAAAAAAUUUACAAAACGUGGAGAAAAAAGGAUUAAGCUUAGAAAAAAAACUAUUGUAUAUAUUUUCCAUGUAAAAAAAAAAACUCGUAUUUUAUACAUGUGUACUCCGAAAGUAGACGUAACGAUCAAUUGUAGGCUGGAAUCGAAUCAAAAUUCGAAUUUUACCGCUGCCGAAUGAAGUACACGGUAAAUCCGUUCAACAGCUCGAUCAUAUUACGUAAUUUACCACAGUUAACGAGUGUUCCUUUGAGUAGGACGCUGAACCAGAGGACGGGCUUGUUUAUAUCACCGAUUGACAGCCAUAUUCUAACCCUUUUUGAAAACUUCGCUAUCGUUGGUGCAUUAGUGCACACUUGUCAACUACUGUGAGCGGCGAGGGCAAUCUAGAUGCCCGACGCUUAUCCGUCCUGUUGACGCACGCUAUUACUUUGAAACAGUAUUACAAAAAACGAUUACGGUGUGUUUGUUAGAGUUCGUAGUCGUCGUUCAUUGUCUGCUUGAUUAUAAUCGUCAAUCUCAAUUUUAGUAACUCAUCUAUGAGUAUUGCGUUACAUUGUUAUAUAGCGAAACUGCAGUUGCACUUCGACGUACUCGCCACGAAGUUCACUCCACGGGCUGUACGAUUCCGAUCAAAUGUUGAAGAGCCGUAGCCUUAAGAACAGUGGGGCGGGAAACCUGGAGGGAGAGUUCAGCGGAGCCAACACAUUUCAACCCAACCAUCCAAAUAACACAAAAGCUGCCGUAAAGGCACGGAGUACAAAUCGCAGUAACGACAACGGUGACGGUGGCGAUAACCUUGGACAAGGAAAUCGUGUUGCCAACGACGGGGCGCGCAGACGGCGGAAUGGAGCCAACUAUAACGAUAGGAGAGGCACCGGCACUAGAAGGCCAUAUAGCAAUGCUAUAUAUCCCCCGAUAUCGGAGCAUCUUCUUCGUAAACUUACAGAAGAAUGCGACCCAGAUCAGCUGGUCAUCGCGCUUGAAGCAAACCCCACAUGGAAAAGACUCUUAGCCUCGAAUUUUACAGUUGGAGAACUGAGCGCCAUUCUAUCAGCGUGUGCAAAAUGUGCAGAAGCCCAUGGCACAGGUCUGUUAAGAGCUUUUGUUGAAAAUGUCCUGACGAACAAAGAGGGAGGCGGACAGCAUUUUGUUACAAGGGCUGCAAAUCUGCUAGGAAACACACGUUUUUUAACAAACUUCACAACGGACUCGUCUCUUCCUGAGCGUACCGAAGGUCAGGGUUGUUCGUCGCAGGCGCAUGUCUCAGAAAGCUUAUUAAUAGAGAAUGCCCUUAAACUCGUUGAGGUUAAGGAGGAAUUGAACGCGACAAGAUACUCAACCACGGACAGUGAAAAAAACACCAGAGAUCGAAGACCGCGUAUCUUGCGAGGUUAUCGCAUCACAGGGGCAGCCCCUAAUAACUUUCGCGAAAUGAGCAUUUUACCAACGAAAGCAGAUCUCGAUCAAGAAACGCCUUUUCUCAGGAAAAACAUCAUCAAGGGAAGCUAUAGUGACGUAGAAGAUUACCUGGACGUUCAGUUUCGCCUUCUCCGGGAGGACUACGUUACACCGCUGCGGGUUGGUCUGCAGCAAUUUCGUGGAUUGGAGCUCCAGAACAGACGGCAGAAGUUAAAUAGCAUUCAGGACGUACGAUUCUAUCUGGACGUUAGAUUCAGUAAAGAGUUUUCAGAAAGGACGUUUGGGAGUGCAAAACGUGUCGUCUUGCAACUGAGCAAACAUGAGUUUAGCCAAAUUGAUUGGGAAAGAAGCAAGCGUCUGAUAAACGGAUCGCUCAUCGGCGCGUCGCAUGACAACUUCGAAACCAUCGUCUUCUUAACAGUCAUCGGGAGAGAUCCCGAUAAUUUGAAAAAAGGCGUGCUUCAGCUCGAACUUUGUCAGUGUGAAGAUGCGGUUUAUUUCAAGACGGGAGUCGAUUAUUCGCUCAUCGAAAGCAGCGGAGCCUAUUUUGAAACAUACAGGCACAAUCUAGCUGUUCUUCAAAUAAUAGAGUCGGAAAACUUCCCUUUUGCAAAAAAUCUUGUUAUGGUUGAAAAGGAGAUUCGUCCGCCGCAGUACAUGGGUUCUGGGAAAAUCCUGGACGUAUCGCCGAUUCUCAAAUCCACCACCAGAUCAAGCCCCUCUAGCCCUAUGUACAGAAUCGAGCAAGACAGAAAUGAGGACACCAAGUUUCAUAUUCGAGGCUCGCAUGGUUGGCCCCCGGUGGAAGACACUUGUCUCAAUCGGGCCCAGAUGCAGGCGUUAAUCACCGCCUUUGACAAGGAAGUGUGCAUUGUCCAGGGCCCCCCAGGUACAGGGAAAACGUUCCUCGGACUAAAAAUUGUGGAGAUGCUGUUGCUCAACUCUAUCACUUCUAAGCCGUUGUUAAUUGUCUGCUACAGCAACCACGCGCUCGAUCAGUUUCUUGAAGCGAUCCUGAAAAUUACGAAAAACAUAGUUCGCAUAGGGGGUCGCUGUCGAAAUGAGUCGGUCGAAAUUUAUAAUCUGUGGAAACUACGGUGUCGACACGAACGGUCCACGGAACCACCGUUCAGCGUAAAUAACGUAAACGAGGAGAGUAUUCGUCAACUCAUCAGAUCGAAUCAUGUUUGCUGCGAUGGGUUGAAAGAGCGUAUCCAGGACACACAAAGUUUGCUCGACCAGCUACUUGGACGGAAAACGUUCGACGUGUUUUAUGAAAAGCUGAAGCUCCCAUUCCAUCAGUUCAUUAAACUCGAUACCGUUAUUGAGGAGUUCCAAGAUAAACAAGCACAGAAUGAACAUGCAGAGGAAUUCGACAAGGAAGAGGACGGCUAUUUAAGUGACGAAGAUCGUGGAACACUUGAGGAUAAUAAGCAGAAGGAGGAUGCCAACUCUGCAAUCUUCAACACGGUGCACGAGCAGGCUGUAUUUGCCCGACUAGGAUCGUGGCAACAGCGUUUUGACAAUAUCCACCAUCUAUUAUUGGCUGAGUUAAAAGUGGAGCAAAUAAGUAAAUUAUCUUCAAAGGGUGAGCACGUUCCGGAAGAGCUGAAACUUAACUUAGACGAACGUUGGCUAAUAUACCGUAAGUACCAUUGGGAGUACGCACUGAUACAGGUUUCCGAGUACCUUGCACGCUGCGCAAGAGCACAAACAGCUAAUUAUAUUUAUGUAAGUCGAGAAACUUUAGCCGAAUUUGAAAGCGCUGCGAGAAAGCCCAUGGAAGAAGAGGAUAAGAUUAUGCUGGUUAUUCAAUGCUUGAAGGCUGGACUUUCGGAGUUGCGACGGGAACUAAGUCAAAAAAUACGAGAGCUGAAUGAGCUGGAGUUAGCGCUUGACUUGGAACUGACACAAUACAAAGCCGUAAUUGGCAUUACUACGACAGGCGCAGCGAAGUAUAAUCGUUUGGUGCAGAGACUUGCUUGUGAGAUUAUCAUUAUUGAAGAGGCGGCUGAAAUUCUCGAAGCGCAUUUGAUAACUGCUCUCAACCCUCAGACGAAGCAGCUGAUACUAAUAGGUGACCACCAACAGCUGCAGCCUUCGACUACAGUCUUCGCUCUUGCCAAAGAUUUUGGAAUGCAGGUGUCGCUUUUUGAAAGGCUACUCACAAAUGGACUACCGUACGUCCGGCUACAAGAGCAACAUCGUAUGCGAGACGAAUUCCUUCAACUUCUUGUACCGACGAUCUAUGAAGACUACUUCUCGCAUAUCAGCGUUUACCAAUAUGAACACGUUCGUGGUGUAACUCAAGAUCUGUGCUUCGUCACACAUACUGAAGCUGAAGAUGCCGAACAUGAUUCCCGUUCGAAAUCUAACGUAUUUGAAGCACGCUUUGCGGCACGACUUGCAUUGCAUCUACGAAUGCACGACUACAAACCUGAAGACAUCGUUAUAUUGACGACAUAUUCGAGACAGGUGUUUACAAUCCGCAAUGAAUUUCGAGCGAUCAACAAUGAGAUGAACUACACGAGUAUGAAAAAUGAAACAGUGGGGCCCAAGAAAACUACCCGGCGAGUUGCUGUUGACCACCAAAAGCCAGUAUCACCGUUCGAAGGUAUUCGUGUGACUACAGUUGAUAACUUUCAAGGCGAAGAAAGCGAGGUGAUCAUUGCUUCCUUUGUGCGCAGCAACGAAGACGCAAAGAUUGGGUUUUUGUCUCGUGAGAAUAGGGUAUGCGUUGCCUUAUCUCGAGCCAAGAAGGGCCUCUACUGCGUCGGUAACCUCGCAAUGCUUGCUAAAGCCUCCGGGACUUGGCACGCCAUAUCAGCUAAGUUGCUGAAUCGAGGCUGUGUCAAAAAAGGUAUUGAACUCAUUUGCGAACGUCACAGCCGAAAAUUGUUGGCGUCAACACCAGAAGAAUUUGCAGCAUUUUCGUAUGGUGGAUGUGAUCAGCCGUGUGACGCUCGUUUAAAGUGUGGACAUGUUUGCACCAUGUCCUGCCACAAGCACGACGCUAAUCAUGUAGAGUAUAAGUGCUUAAAGGCUUGCCGACGUCCUCGCUCGGAGUGUAAUCAUCCGUGCGUAUUGCAGUGCUUCGAAGAGUGUGGAGAUUGUACCGUGAAAGUGGUAAAACGUUUACCUUGUGACCAUGAGGCGGUCGUCCCGUGUUUUAUGCCUGUCUACAAAGUUAUGUGUCAUUUGCCCUGUGAACGAUCUCUGGGCUGUGAGCAUCCGUGCAAAAGCCAGUGUUAUAAGUCCUGCCCGAAAUGCAUGGAGUUCGUGACAGAAGAUUCACCUUGUGGCCACAAGGUAACAAUCGUGUGUCGUGACAGGAAAGACCCAUUUAGUCUGGAAAGAGCCUGCACGGAAAAGGUUUCAUUGAAGCUCAGAUGUGGUCAUAACAUAACCGUUCACUGCAACGACAGAAAUAAUGUUGAAAGUCUCCGGGCUAAAUGUAAUCAACUUAAGGAUGUUCAGUGUACAUUUAAGCACGAUCUCAAAGUCGCCUGUCAGGUUGAUGGCCUGGAUAUUGAUCGCCAAUGUACUGCGAUCAGCUCUGUAAAGCUAUUCUGCGGGCAUGAGAUGAAAACAGUCUGCAACAAAAUGCAAGAUGCAAAAGCGGACAGAAUUAAUCUAACGGCUAAUUGUAAAGAGCUGGUACCAUAUCCAAGUUCUUGCGGACACAUCGUCCGGAUCGCUUGUUGCAAAUUAAGAUAUAUGCUUUCUUCCACAGAAAGUUCCAUUAGAGGUAUUUGCAAUUUCCAAAUCGAAGAGACGCUCGAUUGUGGACACACUCAUAAAAGAAAAUGCAAUCAGCCGCAGGUUUGCACAACAAUGGUCAAAGUAGAUAAAACUCCUUGCAGUCACGAAGUAUUGAUUCCUUGUUGGGCUCAAAAAGAUCAGGAGGCGUUGAAACAUGCUUGCCAGCAGCGCUGUCAACAAACACUUCUAUGUGGCCAUAAGUGUAAAGGCGAUUGCGAAAGCUGUCUACAGGGAUCAUUCCAUAAGGAAUGUCCAAACAAGUGCGGAAAAGUCCUGUUCUGUGGACACCAGUGCCCAUCGAUUUGUCACGAUCAGUGUUUACCAUGUCAAGUCGUAGAACCUCAUCGGUGCCAUCAUACACAAAGAGCAACGCCAUGCAUGUCUAACGAUAACCCGUUCGAUUCAUGUGAUAAGAAGCCUUUUCACCCAUGUGACCAUAUCAGGCCUUGUGCUGAAGACAUAUGCUUGAAUUGUAUUUGUCGCUGUAAUGAACCCUGUAAAAGGUUUAUUAAAUAUGGUAGCAAAACUAGGCAAAGAAAUUACAGAAAAACAAGAAAUUGUCAGCAUAAUUGUGCGGGCCUAUGUGGAGAGUCGUGUUUUACCUUGUGCCGCGUCUGCGAUAAAGACAAACUACACCACAUUCCGGUAGCCGACGGCGUACAACAGGGUAAUGCCCGUUACAUACAACUGGCGUGCAAUCACAUUUUCGAAGUACAAUGGUUAGACAAAUAUAUGGAGGAGCAGAUGCUCGCAAUUCGUCACCGUCAAGAGCUCAAGUUUCCGAAGUGCCCAAAAGCUUCUUGUCCAGCUCAGAUUCGUUACGUACGUCGCUAUAAUUUCAUGCUUUUACCAAUUCGCCGAAAUAUGGCAACAGUAAUGACCCGCGUGUUUGGGGAUUCGGCUGUUGCCCGAACUUCUCUACAGACUUUGUUCAAGAAUACCAUUGAAAGUUCCAACUUUGAGGACUACGAGAAGUGCAGACUACUAACGAGGGUAAACGAGCUGCUUAACUUGAGGUUAUCGCAGAACACGGUAGACUGUUUUGCCACACUAGUGAAGAUCCUCGAAGAGCAGAGAGCUAACCUUCCUGAUAUCAUGGUGUGGCGACUUACAAAUACUAAGUACUACCAAAGGCAACUAUUUUCAGACGUCGUACGUUUCCUUCGUUCGCAGAAUAUGCCACCAAUUACAUUACCCCCGGUACCUGAACAAACUGAGCAUUGGGGCGCUUGUGGUCAGCAUGCCUAUUUUUCUCGACAAGAGCAUAAAUACUGCCAUCAGUGCCCACCGCGGAUAGAAGAGAAGCCCGAGCCUAACUCUGAGGACAGCCCUAACUAGAAGAACAAUAAAAGUUUAAGGAAAGGGAGUAAUUAGAAGGCCAGGUUUUAAAAUGAAUGGUAACACUAAAAAUUAAGUAGCGAAGAACCAAGUCGUACGUCUACGUAAUAAUAAAUAAUACAGUUCAAGUAUAGCGACAAAUAUAAUUCUAGGAAACUAACGCGCGCCCAAUGCCGAUUUUCUAACGUUUCUUAAAAAAAAAACAUCGCAUUAAACUUCUAUUUAAUUUCUAUGAGAAAUUAAAUUGGUCCGUUAACUUAAAAAUGUUAGCUUGCAAUGUUAUAUUCAAUUUUAAAUAAAUUACUUGAUAGUGUGUUGAUUACUUGAAAGUGCAUAGUUGAUUACAUAGUUGAAUUUCAUUCAUAAUAUUCAACUAAUCAUUUUUGGGCUAAAGCUUUUAUGUGGACAAUGUUGUUCUAUUACUCGCAUAACAUGUGCAAUAAGACAACAGUAGAUUAAGUGUGUCUCUCAUUGUUUAUUCUGUUAGUACGUUACCUUUUCUAGGACGCCACACGUGCAGAUUAGAUAGAAAAUUAUUUGUACCUUUAAUAGGCGAAUUUUCUCGAUCAUAAACAAGUCGGCAAUCACUUUUGCGGUUGACUUUGGAAGCAGAUCUGCUCUUUCAAUUCCGAGAGAAUUGAAGAGCAAACGGCACUGCCUCAAGGAUCAAAAUAUGGCAAUUCUACUCAAAAUUUUUUUCACGAACUACCUUGGUAACAAAACAAUGGUGAGAAAUUAACUCUCAAGCAGUUUCCAGCUGAGAUUGUUUUUUCUCUGGUGUGGAUCUUCCCGUGUAUUUUGCUUAUGCUUCUUCUGUAGCCACAUAUACAUUUGCGAUCCCCUGGACUGUCGAUUUGGGUUAGACAGUAUUUAUCAAUGGUAUCAAGUUUUUUCAAUCAUUUUUAAAUUUUUUUCG